Molecule: messenger RNA, 1508 nt
Organism: Scatophagus argus
Lineage: Eukaryota; Metazoa; Chordata; Actinopteri; Scatophagidae
Gene: clic3
Product: chloride intracellular channel 3
Exons: 7
Coding region: 221-940 (239 amino acids)
Source: RefSeq, a predicted model, not a curated record
GACAGGUGUGGUGAGAGACAAACAAAAAACAGAGAAGAAGAGAAAAGCGGUGGAGGGAGAAGUGAAGGGCUAGCACUGAAAAAUAUAUUCAGGUGGAAUGAGGAUAAAGCAUAGUUUUGCCAUGCAGUGUUGACUGAGACUAGCAGGAGACAGAACUGAACCAUUUUGUGGAUCCAAGAGAGACCGUUGGACAUUACAAGGAAGAGAGACAGAAACAAAGAUGGCAGAGGCCCCGAAGAUUGAGCUCUUCGUGAAGGCCAGUGUUGAUGCCGAGAGUGUGGGCAACUGUCCCUUCUGUCAGAGACUCUUCAUGAUCCUGUGGCUAAAAGGGGCCAACUUUACCCUCACCACUGUGGACAUGAAGAGGGCACCUGAUGUGCUGAAGGAUUUGGCUCCAGGCUCUCAGCCUCCCUUCCUCAUCUACAACAAAGAGGUCAAAACAGACACUAACAAGAUUGAGGAGUUCCUGGAGGACACCUUAGCACCACCACAGUAUCCAAAAUUGUGCUGUCGAUACAAAGAGUCCAAUGGCGCUGGAGAAGACAUCUUUCGAAAAUUCUCAGCGUAUAUAAAGAAUCCAAAUCCUGCAUUAAAUGACAUGCUAGAGAAGAAAUUUCUUUCAACUCUUGUGAAGCUGAACAUGUACCUAGAGACACCUCUCCCUUAUGAGCUGGACCAGAACCCAAAUAUCACUGAGUCUUCACGCUGCUUCCUGGAUGGUGACACCCUCACCUUGGCAGACUGCAACUUGCUUCCCAAACUCAACAUCGUCAAGGUGGUGUGCAUGGAGUAUCGUGGCUUUGCCAUCCCCGCAGAACUGAAAGGACUGACACGUUACCUGAAAAAUGCCUACAAAAAAGAUGAGUUUCGUUACACCUGCCCAAAUGACUCAGAGAUCCUCAUUGCCUACCAAUCUGUGGCAAAAUACCUGAACAAGUAAAUCAGUAUAAACUCGAAAAAAGAAGAACAGGUGAGAAAUGAACAAUAGAGAAAAGUUGUCAAAAUUCUGAACUAUAUACAUUAUUCUUUAUUUGUGUCAAAAUAAUAUGAGUUUGGAUAAUGAACAUUAUUUGCAAUGGCAUGUUUAAUGAUUAGCUAUCGAGAAAGUUAAACUAAGAAGUAUUGUUGUUUUCAUGAACUGAAUAAAUUGUAAUAUUUUUAAAAUUUGCAACUGCUUCUUUAAAGUUGUAUUUGUAGACACUGUAUAUACUGCAUUGCAUGCUGUGGUUGUAAUGAUGUGGAUUUCUUAUUCAGCCCCUGUAAGAGUGAGAAAAAGCACUGUAAAUCCCAGAGAAUAUUUAUGUUGUGUUUCAUUAGGUGUGCAUGCAUUAUGUCUCAGCAUUUACAUGAUAUUAACUGCAGUUAAGAAAAAAAAGAAGCAGGUGUCUUUCGGGUUAUGUUUAUAGUAUUGUUCACACACACCCCCACCCCCACCCCCAUGUGUCUGUGUGUCAAAAUAAUUUACACAUAAAUGUCAUGAAAAAAUACAUGAAUUUAUGCAAUUAUAU